Messenger RNA from Phytophthora infestans T30-4, 405 nucleotides. RefSeq lists its product as uncharacterized. The record is from RefSeq and is a predicted model, not a curated record. Bases 1 to 405 code for a protein of 134 amino acids. The transcript is spliced from 2 exons. NCBI's taxonomy places the organism in Eukaryota, Oomycota, Peronosporomycetes, Peronosporales, Peronosporaceae.
AUGGAGGCCUGCCUACAAAAGUUUGAGACGACCAUGGGCUCUGCACCGACCACGCCCACCUCGUCCGAGCAAGUUACUACUCGCCGCGUUGCGCACUGGGAUAGCAAGCGCGAGAAGUGCAACAACUGCGAGCUUAUCUACCUCAAAACGCUCAGCCAGCACUUGGGCUUCUGCUCCGUGGACUGCAAGUCCAAUAUGGUGUAUCUUCAGAAGGUCAACCGUGCGAUCCGCGCCAUGAAGGACGCGGUGGACGAGCGCCAACGCGUCCAAGAGCAAGAAGUCCGCGAGGAGCCGGUGACGCAGCAAGCGCCUCAGCCGCACGCGCAGUCGUUUGCUGAGUUUGGUCUCGAGACCCGUGUGCUGGACGCCAGCAACGUCGAAUGGUCUUUCAGCGCCAUGUAUUAA